Messenger RNA from Paramecium primaurelia, 1695 nucleotides. NCBI's taxonomy places the organism in Eukaryota, Ciliophora, Oligohymenophorea, Peniculida, Parameciidae. The record is from the annotation of a GenBank genome assembly.
AUGGAGUAUAUUGCAUAUACCGAAGCUAAAUUAUAAUUUCAAGGAACUCGUAAACACUUUUUUCGUGAUAAAUUAUAUUAUGUGAGUGUAUUUGAUGAUUGUUUUAUUAUUGGAAAUGUAAAUCUCGCAUAUUUAUUUAAUUAGACAAGCGAUACAUAAUAACCAAAAUACAAAAUAAGUUUUGAUCUCAAUAUAAAAAUAAAUUGGGACUUGAAAAAGUAGAAAAAUAAUGUAAUUAUUUAAUCCUUUGUUUUUCCAUACAAAAAUUCAUUCAAGACUCUCUAUGCUAAUCAUGAUGAUUUAAUGAAGUAAUUUGAAUAUUGUAUUCUUAUAUUUACCAGAUUUAAAGAAAUUAUUGGUAAAUCAGUGACAUAUGAAGGUAUUGGUGAUCUUUAUCUUCCAAUCUUAUAAAUUGGAAAAGGCAGUUCAGCUAAAGUAAUAUACAAUUAAAUUUAAGGUUUAUAGUGCAUAAAAUGUUUUGAAUUAAGAUAUUUAUGCGAUCAAAGCCAUAGAAAAAUCAUUUUUAAAUUAAACUGAAAAAGUCUCUGGCUUAGUAAUUAUGCUAAAAUUUAUCAAUUAGGCUGCUUAUAAAAUGGAAGUAUAGAUACUUAAAAUCUUAUCUCCUUAUUCUUAAAACUUUCUCACUUUAAAGGAGAUAUAUGAAGGUGAUAAUACAUUCUAUUUGGUUACAGAUUAUCUAGAAGGACCAACACUUAGUGAAGAAAUAGAAAUAGCCAAAGUAAUAUUGAGUUUAUAAAUAGAAUCUUCCAGAUCGUAGAUUACCUAUCUUAACAAUAAAAAUAUUAAUGUACAAAUUAUUAUCAAGUUUAGCUUUACUGCAUGAAAAUAAAGUAUUUAUAAUAAUAUAUAAUAAUAAGAUUAUUCAUAGAGAUCUCAAACCAGACAAUCUGAUGUUUGCCAAAAAAAAUGAUUAUUCUUCUUUAGUUUUAGUAGAUUUUGGAUUGGCUACUUUUGAAACUUUAGAUAAGUAUAUAUAUAUAUUUUAAUGAAUACAUUAGAUUUCUAUUUCCUAAAUGUGGUACUCCAGGAUAUGUUGCUCCAGAAAUUCUUAAUUUAAAUUAUGAAAAUAAAUACACAACAAAAGUUGAUAUUUUUAGUAGUGGUUGUAUUCUUUUUAAAUUAUUAACUGGAAAAAGUAUCUUUGGAGGAAAAUCAUUUGAUGAUGUUCUAAGAGCAAAUAAAAAAUGUUAUAUUGAUUUGGAUCUUCCUAUUGAUCAUGUUUAUUUAACAGAUCUUUCUAUUGUAAUUAAAUCAAUUUAUUAAUAUUUCUAGAAUUUAUUAGAAUAACUAUUAAACAAAAAUGCAAAAUAAAGAAUAAGUGCUAGAUAAGCACUUUGUCAUCAAUUUUUCGAUUAAAUUAAAGAACAAAGUACAUAAGCCUUGUCUACAUUUAUAACAAAUGUAAAAUUUAGUUAAAAUGGGAAUUUGAAUUUAUAAUGUGAAGAAUAAAUGUCUAAAUAUGAUAUAGAAGAGUAUUAGAUAAAUAAUGAAAUAAAGGAAGAUGAGUAGAAUACUAUUACUAUACCUCCAACAAAAAGAUGUUCUUUAAUGAGCGAAGUCAAAUCUCUAUCUAUAUCUCCAAUUAAAUUUUAUUAAAAAGAACCCUUAUCAGAAAUUAAAUGCUUUAAUUUGGCUAGUCAAAAAGUAGAUUCAAAUGAUAUUAUAAGUGAAUGA